AUGAGCGCCCGUCUGCCAACCGCCGCCCGUUUCGCCACCAACCUCCUCCGGUCGACCACUUCCAUCUUGCCUCGCGCUGCCCCUGCUUCGUUCGCCCCACGACACUUUGCCACCACCGCCACCAAGAUGUCCGUCGCCGUCCCCACCGACUACAACAAGGUCCUCUACCAGCCUCUGGCCGAGGCGGACCCCGAGGUCCAGAGGAUCAUUGACAAUGAGACCUACCGCCAGUUCUCUGGCCUCGAGUUGAUCGCUUCCGAGAACCUCACCUCGCUCGCCACGAUGGAGGCCAACGGCUCGAUCCUCACCAACAAGUACUCCGAGGGUCUGCCCGGCGCCCGCUACUACGGCGGUAACGAGUACAUCGACCAGCUCGAGAUUCUCUGCCAGCAGCGUGCGCUCAAGGCCUUCAACCUCGACCCCGCCGUCUGGGGCGUCAACGUGCAGCCCUACUCGGGCUCGACGGCCAACUUUGCCACCUUCACUGCGCUCCUGCAGCCCCAGGACCGCAUCAUGGGUCUCGGCCUGCCCUCGGGCGGCCACCUGACCCACGGCUACUACACCGCCAAGAAGAAGAUUUCGGCGUCGUCGAUCUACUUCCAGUCGUUCCCCUACCAGGUCGACACCAAGACCGGCUACAUUGACUACGAGGGUCUCCACAAGAACGCCGACCUCUUCAAGCCCCGCAUGAUCAUCUGCGGCGGCUCGGCCUACCCGCGCGACUGGGACUACGCCAAGCUCGCCGAGACGGCCAAGGGCCAGGGUGCCUACCUCAUGGCCGACAUUGCCCACAUCUCGGGCCUUGUCGCCGCCCAGGUCCAGAACAACCCCUUCGAGUACUGCGACAUUGUCACGACGACGACGCACAAGACGCUGCGCGGCCCGCGCGCCGGUCUCAUCUUCUUCCGCAAGGACCGCGACUCGACCAUUGAGGGCCGCAUUAACGCUGCCGUCUUCCCCGCCUGCCAGGGUGGCCCGCACAACAACACCAUCGCCGGCAUUGCUGUCGCGCUCAAGCAGGCCGCCGAUCCGGCGUUCAAGACGUACGCCGCCCAGGUCAUCAAGAAUUCGCAGGCGAUUGCCAAGGUGCUGUCGUCCAAGGGCUACAAGCUGCAGACUGACGGCUCCGAGAACCACCUGAUCCUGUGGGACCUGCGCCCGCUCGGCCUCACUGGCUCCAAGGUUGAGGAGAUCUGCGACCUGGCCCACAUCACGCUCAACAAGAACGCCGUCAGCGGCGACACGUCGGCGCUCGUCCCCGGCGGUGUCCGCAUCGGCACCGGCGCCCUCACCAGCCGUUCGAUGACCGAGGGCGACAUGGAGAAGGUCGCCGAGUUCCUCCACCGCGUCGUCCAGAUCUCGCUCGACAUCCAGAAGGUGUCGGGCAAGAAGCUCGUCGACUUCAUGAAGGUCGCCCGCGACAACGACGCCGUCAAGCAGCUCAACAAGGACGUCGAGGCGUUUGCCACCAGCUUCCCGCUGCCCGGUGUCCCCGACACCUCGUCGAUCAAGAAGCCCUCGGCCUGA
Molecule: messenger RNA, 1527 nt
Organism: Pseudozyma flocculosa PF-1
Lineage: Eukaryota; Fungi; Basidiomycota; Ustilaginomycetes; Ustilaginales; Ustilaginaceae
Exons: 2
Coding region: 1-1527 (508 amino acids)
Biological process (GO): tetrahydrofolate interconversion; folic acid metabolic process; L-serine catabolic process
Cellular component (GO): cytoplasm
Molecular function (GO): serine binding; pyridoxal phosphate binding; glycine hydroxymethyltransferase activity
Source: RefSeq, a predicted model, not a curated record